CAAAUUUUCAAAGUUGUAACCGUAUAGUGAAUUCGAAUUAAAUAAACGUAAACAAAGAAUAGGAAACGAAAUAUAAAUAUUGUAUCUUUAGCGUAGGGUGUAAAUAAUACUCUAUAAUUAAGCAGUAUACAGUAAACAGAAAACCUUAUUUAAAAAUGACUAACCAGAAACAGUUAAAAAUUACAAAGCUUUUUCGUAAAGGCGCUACAAAAGUGCCUGAAGAUUGUGAAGAAAUACAGCAAAAAAUACAAGAACUAGAGGAAAAGUUACGUUCUAAACAAGAAGAGUGGUUUCAAAUACAGCGUCAUUCCUACAAACGCAAAGCAUCUGCACCCAAACCAAAGAAAGAUGCAUUUGUCAAACCUGAUAAAAUAGUGUUAAACAGUGCUGUGGAGACAAUGAAGAGAAAUAUAGAAUUAAUAUCACUGCUGACAGGCGUGGAGGUGCAGUCUUAUGUGAUGCAUGAACAUUGCUGUAUUGUGUACCACAUGCAACACCUGUCUGAGCACCAGAUUAAACAUGGACUAAGAAUUGAUAUGAAAUCAGGAGGCAAUGAAGUAACAAAGAGUUCUUUACCAAUGGGUUUUAAUUUAAAUGCAAUUAUAAAAGAUUAUGAUAAUGUCAUGAUGCCAGAUUGCCUGAAUGCUAUAAAGAAAGCCUUACUUGCAUACUAUGAUAGAUUGGAGCAGUAUGAAGCAUUGAAGAAACUGCUAAAAGUAGACGGUCGACUAUUCAAGACCUUAGACAGUUCUCACAUGGAGAUAGCAUUCUUUGCUCAGAGUGAUGCGGAAGAGCAAGAUGAACAGCUGUCUGUCACUCUUAUACUGGAUUAUAGAGUUUAUGAUAUAAGACCAAAAAAUAUUACCUUCAAAGAAAUUGAUCUUCCUGAAGGUGUAUCAGAAACCCUGAGAGAACAGUGUAUAAGUCUAAAAAAGAAACCGCUUCAUAGAGCCUUCAAAGAUAUAUUCAUAGAUGGCAUUGGACCUUAUAGAUUGGUACAACAGCUGGGACCACGCAGAGAAACGAUCCAAGUAAGAAAUAAAAGAUUUCGACCAAACAAACAUAACUACAAUAAUGACGAUACUUUCCUCCCCGAGGACUGCUCGGACCAGGGCGAGGAGGAAGAGUAUGUGGAAUGACACUAGAUUUAAUAUUUUAACAAUAGAUUAUUAUUAAUUGAAAGGGUUAUGAAUUCGUGAAACUGGUUUCAAAAUGUUUUGUUUUUCUGAUUCAGGUUACCGCUUUGACGCCCGAGUUCUUGUGUCAAAAGCUUUGUGUCGUCACAUAAUAAUAUUUAAAUAUGUAUGCACUAAAUUCAUUUUUUUUUAUUUUUAUAAAUACAUGUGUAAAAUUUGUGAAAGUGUGACGUAAGGGGAGAGGGGGUUUCUUAAAAUAUGAAAACCGUAAUUUAUUGAUGGCUCCUUACAAGGACAUGUAUUCAGCUUGCAAAAUAAAACACACGAAUUAUUAAUAAUAAUUUUAUUUCAAAUAGAAAAUGAAUUUUUACAACACUUCCUAGCUAUCAUACAUACAGUUCAUAAAACGUGACAGUAAAUACAAUUUAUGUCUAUAAUUUCAAAUCCAUACCUAUCGUUGAUUAUUGUUCAAUAAAAAAAUAUAAAAUAAAACAUUGCCAUAAUUUGCACCUACAACAUUAUGUUCUAAUCGUCUAGUCUUUGUGCGCAGUCGAUUUAAUUUCACUAUACUUUCGAACACACUAAAUUUACGAUUGCAAUAUACCUUAUUUUGCAUAAAACCUUUAUUCCAUAGAAUAUAAAGGUUUAUUUUAGUGACAUUUUUGUGACAAAAUUUAGCUUUAAGAGAGCUACAAAUUAAUUAACAAAUCAAUUCCAGAUGCCUCCAUUUUAUUUUUCUACUGGAAUCUGGAAUGCUUAGAACUUUUAUUACAAACAUUACUAGAUAUAGACUAAGUAAAAAAAA
Molecule: messenger RNA, 1941 nt
Organism: Zerene cesonia (dogface butterfly)
Lineage: Eukaryota; Metazoa; Arthropoda; Insecta; Lepidoptera; Pieridae
Exons: 7
Coding region: 156-1139 (327 amino acids)
Source: RefSeq, a predicted model, not a curated record